AUGUCGAGCAUACUGGCACCGACGAAGUCGAAGCCUUUCUCUAAACACAUCGGCAAGGCCGUGUUAACCAACACCGCGAAACGGUACUCUUCCAUCUCUCGACCUCAAACAUCUCAGCUUCUGUAUUCACGAACUCGAACGCGACCCGGCCCUCUUCUUCUAGUUCCUUCGGCAUGUGUUUCACUGCCGCGAAGUGGAGUCCUUCAAAAUCUGCGGCACUACGCCAUUGGUCCUGGGGGAGGGGGGCCAGGGGGAGGGGGAGGGUUUCCUGGGUUUAGCUUCGGUCAACCGCAGGCGAAGGGAGAGGCGUUGAAGGAAUACAGUGUGGACUUGACUCAAAUGGCAAAGGACGGAAAGCUGGACCCUACCAUUGGAAGAGACGAAGAAAUCAGGAGAACCAUUCAAAUUCUAUCAAGACGAACAAAGUCUAACCCAGUGCUUAUUGGUCCUCCUGGUGUUGGCAAGACGGCCAUUCUCGAAGGCCUUGCGAGUCGAAUUGUAUCAAAAGAGGUCCCAGAAUCGUUGCACAACAAACGCGUGCUUUCCAUUGACCUCUCGGCCAUAAUGGCAGGAUCCGGAAUCCGUGGCCAGUUCGAGGAGAAAUUCAAAGCGUUGCUGAGAGAUAUUGAAGAGGAGGGCGGCAAGGUUAUUUGUUUCAUCGACGAAGUUCAUACGCUAUUCAAUCUUGGGAAAGCGGAAGGUUCUAUUGAUGCUGGACAGAUGAUCAAGCCUGCCUUGGCGAGAGGCCUUCAGCUAGUCGGUGCAACGACACCCGAUGAAUACCGCAAGACAAUUGGCAAAGACGCUGCUCUGGAGCGUCGCUUCCAGCCUGUCACCAUUGAAGAGCCAACCGUGGCGUCGACCAUCUCAAUUCUGCGCGGGUUGAAGCCGAGGUAUGAGGUACACCAUGGAGUCGAAAUUUCCGAUGGCGCUUUAGUGACAGCCGCGGUAUAUUCAGCACGCUACAUCUCCGAUCGUUUCCUUCCCGACAAAGCAAUUGAUCUAGUGGAUGAAGCGGCGUCGUCACUGCGACUGGCACAGGAAUCCAAGCCUGACGAACUCGAGGCACUUGACCGCGAGAUUAUGACGCUGCAAAUUGAGCUGGAGAGCUUGAAAAAAGAGACAGACGUGUUCAGUGUUGAGAGGAGAGGAAAGGUCGAAGGGGAUUUGUUGGUGAAACGACAAAUGGCGGAGGAGCUGACAGGGUUAUGGCAAGCUGCCCGCGACAGACUACAAAAGAUCAAGAACACAAAGAAACAGCUCGAAGAUGCUAAAUACCAGCUCGAGGUCGCUCAGCGACAAGGCCAGUUCGAGCUCGCGUCGCGACUGCGGUUCUCGACCAUUCCCGAGCUGGAGAAGCAGCUGCCGACGGAGAGUGAGGCGACGGCAGCGGAGCAGGAGGAGUCGCCGUUGGCGAUGCUGCACGACCGUGUGACGUCGAACGACAUCUCGAGGGUUGUGGCGAAGGCGACGGGCAUCCCGGUGCAGAAUCUGUUGAAGGGCGAGAGAGAUAAGCUUGUUCAUAUGGAAGAAGCGCUCCGUCAGCGAGUGGUGGGGCAGGAUCAUGUUGUUGAAGCGAUUAGCGAUGCUGUUCGUAUCUCUCGUGCAGGCCUGCAGGCUCCUAAUCGCCCUGUCGCAUCGUUCUUGUUCUUGGGACCUACUGGUGUUGGCAAGACCGAGCUCUGCAAAGCCCUUGCAUCGUUUUUGUACAAUGAUGAGCAGAGAGGGUUGAUUACGAUUAACAUGUCUGAGUAUCACGACAGGCAUACGAUUUCUCGUCUCAUCGGAGCUGCACCUGGAUAUGUUGGAUUCGAAGAGGGUGGCCAGCUGACCGAGGCUGUUCGUCGGAAACCUUACGCUGUGGUCCUGCUCGAUGAACUUGAGAAGGCGCAUAAGGACGUUGCGAUGAUUUUGUUACAAAUUUUGGAUGAGGGUACUAUUACAGACAGCCAAGGGCGCAAAGUUGACUUCAAGAAUACUAUUAUUUGCUUGACAAGCAAUCUCGGAAGCGACAUCCUCGCCCACUCAACCGCAAGCGACCCCGAAACCGGCCUCGUCACCGCCUCCGCCAAAGCCGAAGUGCUCGAACGCACCCAGGAGUACUUCCCACCGGAACUACUCAACCGUCUCGACUCGAUGCUGGUAUUCAACAAGCUCUCGCGGACGUCCAUCCUCAAAGUCGUCGGACUGCGUCUGGACGACGUCUCCGAGCGCCUGAAACACCGCAGGAUCACACUCGACGUCGACGACCAGGCGCGCGAGUGGCUCGCUGCACAUGGAUAUUCGGAGAUGUAUGGUGCGAGAGCGAUCGCGCGUGUGGUGCGCACGGAUGUGCUGUUCCCGUUGGCGCAGAAAUUGUUGAGGGGUACGAUCAGGGAUGGCGAUACUGUUCAGAUUCGUGUUUCCGGGGAUGCUUUGGAUAUCAAGGAGAACCAUCCUCCUGACCCGACCUUGGCUCGCCCUGAUUCCGAAGUCAACCCUGACGAGAACCCCCCAUUGGAAUCCGACGAGCACCACUAA
Messenger RNA from Psilocybe cubensis, 2520 nucleotides. RefSeq lists its product as uncharacterized. The coding region runs from base 1 to 2520 and encodes 839 amino acids. Gene Ontology annotation, biological process: cellular response to heat. Lineage: Eukaryota; Fungi; Basidiomycota; Agaricomycetes; Agaricales; Agrocybaceae. The record is from RefSeq and is a predicted model, not a curated record. The transcript has 17 exons. Gene Ontology annotation, molecular function: ATP binding; ATP hydrolysis activity. Gene Ontology annotation, cellular component: mitochondrial matrix; cytoplasm.